Cajanus cajan (pigeon pea) is the source of this 1216-nucleotide messenger RNA. RefSeq lists its product as uncharacterized. The record is from RefSeq and is a predicted model, not a curated record. Lineage: Eukaryota; Viridiplantae; Streptophyta; Magnoliopsida; Fabales; Fabaceae.
AAAGAAACUGCAACAAGGACUCUCUAUUUGCUCUUUCCUUCAGUUUCUCUAAUUUGGGGGGUUAAAACAUAUAAAAGGAAAACCCAAAUUCCGAGUAAGAAAAUUAAUACCAAAGUUGAAAUUUUUACAUCACACCUCAUCUUUUCUGCCUUAUAAAAGGGUGAGGAACGGUUUCAUUUGAAAAACGCACCACACACACACACUCUGUGAAGACCAUUCACGUGCCUUUCCUUGUUCUCUUCUCUUCUCUUACGUUUUCUCUUUGUUUCCCAAGAAAAACGUAAUUGGGUUUUUCUCAUUUUAAGGCCUUCCUCAGGCGGUGGUUGGUGUAUUUUUGUGGGGUUGUCUCUAUAUAAAGGACCCUUACGCUCACUUUUCAUCCAAAGUGGUGAUUUUUAUACCAAAGGUUUUAGUUUUGGGUUGGUGAGAGUAGAAUGGAAGGGAAUAAGCAAAAGGCUACUUCUUCAUCUUUCACUCCUGAGCUCUUUGGGUCUCACCCUUCUUCCUCUUCUGGGAUUUUUGGGUCCAUUUUUUCUCCUCCAUCGUCUAAGGUGCUAGGGAGAGAAUCUUUGCGCCCUGAACUGAAUGGCAAAAUUGCCAAUGAAACCUGGACCUCCAAAAUUGGUAUUCAAGAUCAAUUCUCCAAGGGCUAUGAUAGCAAAGCCAAGGAUGCUAUGAACAAGGAGAUAAGUUCCAUCUAUCAGAAUCAAAGAGUUCAACCAUGUCAGCUUAGUUCAUCAAUUCUUUAUGGUGGCCAGGAGAUCUAUUCUACUCAUCAGAAUACAGAGAAUGAGGGAUUUAACUCUUUUAAGUACAAGAAUGAUGGAGGUGAAAAUGAUUCAGAAAUUGCUUCAAGAGGAGACUGGUGGCAAGGAUCUCUCUAUUAUUAAAGAUCAUUCUUGCCAACAUAUGUGCUCCCCAAGGUACAUAGCAGGAUAGUGUAGCAGUAUAGUCCAUCUUUUGUUUUAUGGAAGAACUAUACAGUGGUGAAAAGGGUUGUGAACAACUAUUUGCUUUCUCCGGCUUUGACAUAAUCAUGUUAUGAAUCUAUAAUCAUUUGCGUUUCUUUUCUUUAUUCUACUGUAAAUGGCAUUAUGCCUAGUCAUCCUAUCGCAAAAGUUAUAUAGGAAGUUUAUGCAUUAUCAGCUACUCUUGUGGCUGAAGCUUUGCAAUUAUUUACUUUAACGGAAGAAACUCUUUACUUGCUUCAUCUCUA